AUGUCCCCCAACCCACGCAUAUUCGACAUCCGGGGCCAGUCUCUCAAACUCGAGACAGAAGCGGAUGUCGAGCCCCUCUUGAAGGGUUACGACCCCAAGUACAUCGAAGAAAUCUAUCUCGGCGGAAACACGAUCGGCGUGGAUGCUUCAAAAGCGUUUGCUGCAUUCAUCGACAAGACAGAGUCUCUACGCAUUGCUGAUCUCUCCAGCAUCUUCAUUGGUCGUCUCAUCUCCGAAAUCCCUCUCGCACUCACUCACCUCUGCACCUCACUUCUCCCAAAACAAACCCUGACCCUCAUCGAUCUCAGCGAUAACGCAUUCGGAGAACGCUCCAUAGCCCCGCUCCUUCCUCUACUCACACACAACCGUUUCCAAACCCUUCGUCUCAAGAAUAAUGGGCUAGGUCCUGCAGCUGGAAUACAGAUCGCGAACGCACUUCGCGAAUCUGCAAAGUUGACAAAAGCGGAAGGAAAGGUAUCAAAUUUGAGAACGGUCAUAUGCGGACAGAACAGGCUGGAAAAUGGAUCGGCUUCUGCGUGGGCUGCAGCGUUCGGAGAACAUGGAACAUUAGAAGAAGUGAGGAUGCCCCAAAAUGGAAUAUGGAUGGCUGGCAUACGAGAGCUAGCGAGAGGAUUGAAGAAAAAUCCGAACCUCAGAUACCUCGACCUUCAGGAUAACACGUUCACAGAUGACACCGACGAAGGCCUGAUGGCUGUUGACGCGUGGGCGGAGACACUAGCAAGCUUGCCUGCGCUUGGAACGCUCAAUCUGUCGGAUUGCGUGCUAUCUCAUGACGGAGAGGUCCCGUCCAUUCUGCAGAAACUCGCUUCCGGAUCAAAUAAGAGGCUUGUCGACCUGCAACUACAAAACAACAAUCUGGAUGUAUCGUCUGUCACAGUCCUGGCUGACGCCAUCUCUACCCACCUCUCAAGCUUAAAGCGUCUGGAUCUCCAAGAUAACGAUGCAGACGAAGACGACGAAGUAUAUGAUACCCUUCGGGAGGCACUUACAGAGCGUGGAGGAAGACUUGUUGUCACAGAGGAGGAUGAAGAAGAAGAAAAGGCAGCAAUAGAAGCAGCCAAGGAAGAGGAAGAGGAGGAAGAGAAAGCAGCGGCGGCACCCACCAAAGUAGAGGUGGCCCUCGAGAAAGAGGCUGAUGAACUUGCCAAUCUGAUGGGUAAAGUACAUAUACAGUGA
Molecule: messenger RNA, 1197 nt
Organism: Pisolithus orientalis
Lineage: Eukaryota; Fungi; Basidiomycota; Agaricomycetes; Boletales; Pisolithaceae
Exons: 2
Coding region: 1-1197 (398 amino acids)
Biological process (GO): nucleocytoplasmic transport; activation of GTPase activity
Cellular component (GO): perinuclear region of cytoplasm; nucleus; cytosol
Molecular function (GO): GTPase activator activity; small GTPase binding
Source: RefSeq, a predicted model, not a curated record